Molecule: messenger RNA, 3322 nt
Organism: Schistocerca piceifrons (Central American locust)
Lineage: Eukaryota; Metazoa; Arthropoda; Insecta; Orthoptera; Acrididae
Exons: 25
Coding region: 117-2996 (959 amino acids)
Source: RefSeq, a predicted model, not a curated record
CGCGUGGGGAGAGGUUCUACAGGUGGUCGCAAGUGACUGUGGGGUUGGUGCUUGCAAUAGGAGCGUGCUGAGGUUGAAAAGAUUCUGGAAACAAUUGUGAACACUCAGAAGUUAUUAUGACCAGGGCAACGAUGCUAACAGUCUGGUUUCGAAUGAUGAAGUCUACUGCAGGAUUCUUACUUAUGAUGGCAGCAGAAGCCCUUUCAAGUCCACAUGGUUUAGCUCAUCCUGGUUGUGAAGAAGACCAUGAAUGCUCAGAAAAUAUGUUCUGCUAUAAAAUGAGAAGUUGUGUUGAUUGUUAUAACUGUGCAUUAUACUACAGGAAACCAAAUGCAAUGAAGAUAUGUGCAAGGGAACCUAGUGAAUGUGGAGAGUGCAUUGAUGGCUAUGAAGCAGAGAUUCUAACAAAUGGCAAUGAGAGGGAUUACUGCAGGAUUAUGGAAAAGCCUGCUUCUGAACUGAUACCAGGUACUGCACCAUCAGUGGAUUAUACAACAAUGCUUAUCAUAGGUGGUGUUAUUGUUACAAUUGUGGUGAUAGUUGCUGGUUAUCUCAUACAUAGAUGGAGGAAAAUGAGGUACAGAGGUGCUGAUCAAGCAGUUCAAAACAUGCAAGAAACACUCAAUGCUGGGUCUGGAAAUGGCAUGUCACCACUGUUGGGAAAUACAAAUGGAUGGAAGCCUUCUCUUGGAGAGCAGAUACCAUGCAACAGACCAUCUGCACCACCACAACCUCCUCCAUAUGAAAACACUCUGCCACCUCUUCGAGAUGAGGCUACAUUUGUUGUGGAACGAACGGUUAAAUGUAAAGAGGCCGUUUGCUUCAGAGAACCCGGUUUACAAAUAUCAAGUUUCCCGGACGAGGGACAAGAUGACCAAUCCACAGAUGGCUCUGAUACUGAUGCUAUUUUUCAUCCUGAUAUUAAUAUUGAGAGUGGGUAUCCAUCAGCAUUUCAUGAUGAUGACACUUUACCAGCGUCAGCAGAUGGAACUGACGAGAUAGUUGAACAGUCGGAGAUGAAUUUGCAACCAAAUGCAGAGGCUCCAUCCUUCCUUGGAGUUUUGAUGAAUGUUGGAGUUAACAACAGUGGUGGUAGUGAAGCAUGUGAUCUGAAUGAUUCGGGGCUGUCACAAGCUUCAAGCAAUGUUUCAGUUAGUUCCUUAUCAGCUGAAGAAGAAGAAGAGCUAAAAUUUGAUACUCCUAAUAGAUCUGAAACACACCAUGCAGAUGGCUGUAGACAAGAACACCAUGCUAUGAAGAGGAGUGGGUGGCAACGAGAAGAAAUAACAACGUUAGAUGCAGCAGAUGUCACCUUGAAUGGUGCAUUGCUCCGCAUUGCAGUUCCUAACAGUGACACUGAAGCACUACAAGCUGGUGACUCAAGUGUAUCACAGGCUUCAAGUAGUGCAUCAAUUAGUUCAAAUACUGCUGUUCCACGUAGUUUCUCUGAUGGACCUCUAGUCAAGAGGCGAAAAUUUGACUCAGGGAAUUCAAGUACAGCUGAAGAUCUUCAGGAAGAUGAAGAGACAUGCAGAUCACAGGAGAGUCCCAGAAUUAAUGUUCAAGCAGUCACUGUUUUGAAUGUACAAAAUGUGAAGUUGCAAGCCUCAUCUUGUCAUUUUAUGUUACUUGUUUCGAUGGAGAGAACUUUUGUAAACGUUGACAAGAACAUGGAAUCUGCCAAAAUCUUACCACUGCUUCUGGUCUCCGCGACACUAUCAGAAGUGGGAGGAAAAAAUCUUAUUAUUGAGUGUGAAGAGGAUCAUGAAUGUGGAGAAAAGAAAUUCUGCUAUCAAACUGGCCUAUGUGCCCCCUGCACGAACUGUUCCACCUAUUUUAGGAUGCCACAUGAGUGGAAAUACUGUUCAAAAUCUCCAAAUGAAUGUGGACCGUGUCUCCCUGGUUAUGCAGCAGAUCCCCUGACAGAUGGCAGGGAGAGAGAGCUCUGCACACAAGUCCAACAAUCAGACGGCAGCCGAAGUAUUCCAGGUGACCAGUGGUCUCACUGGCUUUCUGGAAUCAUGGUGAUAGGAAUUCCAUUAGCAGUGUUAUGUGUCAUCCUGCUGAUCUGUUGGAAAACUGGCGCAUGUCGAAUCAAUAGAGGUGAAGUUCUGAAAACUGAGCGACCUUUAUCAGGACCUGUUAACAUGCGGCCACCACCUUAUAGCAGUUGUGGAGGAUCACCACUUCUAACAAGACAUACAGGUGAAUCAGAGUACUAUUGUGGCAGCGUGUGGCAUACUGAUCACAAGAUGAGCGGCAGCAGCUACCAUGAUAAAGAACCUGUGAAAACCAGUGUAGUGGAGAAGACCAUAGACGGGGUCCAGCAGGCUACGCCGUUUGAGUAUCAACCAGAUGAACUGCAAAAGAUUAAUCCUCAGUCAAGGACAAGAUCAUCCUGCCGACCAAAUGAUGGCUGCCGACCAAAUGAUGGGACAGAUCAUCAUGAUGAGGAUGACGACAAUGAAGAUGGACUGAGUGUUACGUUCGACAAUGGGGUUAAUGAAGUGGAUCCCUGCAACUCUGGGUUAUCAAAUAAUACUGAACAUAUGGAGGUGGAUCUGAAUCAGAGUGAAGAAGCCGCAGCUCCCAAACAAGGGGACAUAGUGGUUGAACCUGCUUGUAGGAAGUGUGCUUUAAAUAGGAAAACAGGCAGCAAUGAACACAUGUUUGAUACUCAUGGUUCUUUGUGUAACAUUGCCUUGAGAUCAGAUCAUUCUACUUAUAGCUUGUGUUCGGUGUCUGACAUAGAGGGUAGUUGUCAAGUACCUGUACAAUGCUCAUGUAAAAAGAACAUAUUGAAAACAUUUUUUUUACCAUCCAAAUAUGAUUCUGGAUUUAUUUCUAAGUCUUCUGUCAAAUUUGAGGAAUUACACGAUGAUACUUCUAGAGAAAAUACACAGACUAGAGAUAAACCACCCUCCACAGAGGGAGGAUCUAUAAAUAUUAAUCUUCCUGUAAAUAUAAACAUAUUAAAUCAUGUUAAUAUUUGUUGAUAAUGAUAGUGACAUGACCUAUUCAUUCACUUUCUUUACAGCGAGUAUUUUUAAGUAAAAUAAGCACGUAUUGUAAUACAAUAUUGUGCAGCGGACUGGAUGGAAGUGCUCAAUGUAAUUGUCGUCUAUCUCAGUAAGGUCGUACUUAAUCCUUCCUGUGACUAUCAGUAUUUUAAGAUACUUUAUGUGUAUAUAUGAUUAUUGUACAGAACAAACAUAAAAUGUUUCUUAGUGUAUAGAACUUUUUAUGUUAUAUUGUUAUAGUUUUUUAAUUUUUUUAAUAAAAAUGAGUUGAAUUGUGUGUUAUGGAAUAAAGAUCCAAUAAA